UGGCAUGCACACAAGAGGGCAGCUAAUGGCUUGCAUGGAUCUCAGUCCGACAGCACAAACGGCAGGGGGUGGAAUUUUAAAAUGGUAUCACAAAACGGUCCUGGGAAUAUGCCCAUGGCCACCUAGAAUAGAGAGGCUCUCGCGCUUUCCCCUUCCCAAAAUAUUUUCCACGCGAUCGCGAGAGAUCGAUCGCUUCGAUGCUUGGCGCUCCGAUGGAUGUGUGUGAUCUGGAUCGCAAUAGCUUCUUGUAGAUGCAAGAUUUUGCCAGGAUCGUCGCUCGCUUCGUGGAGAUCCUUCCAAUUGCUUUGGAUGCAAGCGUUCCCAGACAAGAUGCGUGAAGGAAUCUCCAAGAAGAUCACUUUCUUGGGGCCCUGUGUGUGUGUGUGAUAGUCGCGCUAGCGUAGAAUAAAUCGCGCUGGGAAGCAAUACGAUCGCUGUAGCUCGCUCGCUCCCUCGCUCUACGAUGACAGAAUCAUCGAGCAGUAGCAGCGGCGGCCAUCGGCGGGGAUUCUUGCGCAAGAUCAUCGUCCUGAGGCCGCUCAUCCAUCUCAUCUUCGCCACGCUCCUCCACAUCAUGGCGACGAUGAUGGUGAUCCCGGCGCUCACGGAUGUUCUUCUCGGAGCGCUCUGCCCCGGCCAGGCCGAAUGCAACGAAGCGAUCUACUUGACCGGCAUCCAGCAAAUCAUCGCGGGGAUUGGGACGAUGCUGGUGACGCCGAUUCUCGGCGAGCUCUCGGACGAGUAUGGCCGCAAGCCGCUGCUGAUGAUUCCAUUCUCCGCCGCUGUUCUUCCCAUGGCGAUACUCGCCUAUAGCCAAUCCAGGCCGUUCGUUUACGCCUACAUGGUCGUGGGAACAGUGGUUAGGAUCUUCGCCGAGGGUGGCAUUACAUGCCUCUCUUUUGCGUAUGUGAGCGACUGUAUCGAGCGACGCUACCGAGCUCUUGCCAUUGGCGUGCUCAUGGGAUCGUUUUCAGUCGGUUAUGUUAUUGGGAUUCUUUUGGCUCGAGUGUUGGCUCAGGAUCAAAUUUUCAAGGUGGGAGAGCUUUACACUUUUAAGUCGACUGUUUCUUCAACCACCUUUCAGGUGGCUGCUGUCGUGAUUGCUUUUGCUGCGGUCUAUGUCAAAGUUUUUUUACCAGAGACAAAUGCCGAGCGUGGUCCACCGCUGCUUCCGAAUCACAGUGACACGCAUCAGCAGCAUAAGCGUGACGAAUGUCGCUCUACACCGCUGCUCAUGCGUAGCACUUCCUCAAUCACAGACACUGUGCUUCUGUUUAAACAGAACAAUCUUUUGACGCAGGUAGCGGUGAUAGUAUUCUUCUCCAGUCUUGGCGAAGCUGGAUUACAGGGUUCACUGUUGUAUUAUUUAAAAGCGACUUUUGGUUUUGCAAAGGACCAAUUUGCAGAGCUCAUGUUAAUUAAUGGACUGGCAUCAGUGUUUUCUCAACUGCUCAUUAUGCCAGUCUUUGUACAUUUUUUCGGCGAAAAAAUCGUUCUGUUUAUAGCUAUUUCUGCUUCUGCUUCUCAUGCACUUUUAUAUGGAGUAGCAUGGGCAGACUGGGUGCCAUACGUCUGUUCCAGCUUCAGUAUCUUUUUUGUCUUGAGCUUCCCUUGCAUAGGGAGUAUUGUAUCAAAGACAGCGGAACCGGAAGAACAGGGUAAGUUCCAAGGUUUAAUUGCGGGUAUAAGAUCGUUUGCAACUAUAUUAUCACCGCUUGCUAUCAGCCCCUUGACAGCACUGUUUCUAUCCAAGGACGCUCCUUUCAAUUGCCCAGGAUUCAGUCUAAUCGUUGCUGGGAGCGUAAUGGUUCUAGCUCUUGUUCAAGCGCUCAUGCUCCAGCCAAUACCCCCGCAACUAUCGAAGCCAAGUAAGUUAACUCAAGUGGCAAUUGCUUGCGAAGAACAGGUGGCUGCUUGGCCAGAGUUUUAAAACACAAAACUCUCCCAGCGAUAGAUCGAUCACGACAGGCCAAAUCAUGCCAAAAAAAUGCGAUGGUUCUUUUUUUUGUAUGAUCAUCCAAACUUAGGAACAAAGUUCGUGCGUAUGUACUUUGCCUGGGCUCCGA
Molecule: messenger RNA, 2066 nt
Organism: Selaginella moellendorffii
Lineage: Eukaryota; Viridiplantae; Streptophyta; Lycopodiopsida; Selaginellales; Selaginellaceae
Product: hippocampus abundant transcript 1 protein
Exons: 13
Coding region: 464-1930 (488 amino acids)
Biological process (GO): transmembrane transport
Molecular function (GO): transmembrane transporter activity
Source: RefSeq, a predicted model, not a curated record